AUGAGUUACGAAGAAAUUGAUCGAUCAGUCUAUGGUAAAGAUGUUUUUACUAAUGGUGCCGAAGGUCGUUAUGCUAAACCUAAGCCUACAUCGACAAAUGAUGCAUCAGAAAUUUCAAUAAAAACCAGUACAACAAAAAAACGAGCACCAAAAGCUACUACCAUAUCAACAACAGAUAAUCCAACUGAAGAACCAUAUGAAAAUGAAUAUAAUGAUGAAGUAGUUAAAACCAAAAAGAAAACACGUAAAGUUCAUGAAAAUGGUGAAACACACAAUGAGAAUGAGAUUUCUCAAAUUAAUUCGACUAUUGAUGGUGAAAUUAUUGUUAAAUCGAAGAAAAAACGAGCAUCAAAAAUCGAUUUAAAUAAUGAAAAUAUUGAUUCAAUACUAAUACCAACAACAGCAACAACAACAAUAGAAAAACCUGUGAAAAAGAAAAAAUCCAAAGCACCAAAAUCAAUAUCAUUGGAAGAAGAUUUUCAAAUGUUGGAUAAUUCACUUAUGGAUGAAUUAGAUGAAGCCGCAACAGAAAAAAAAGUUAAAAAGACAAAAAAACAUAGAACAUCUAAAAAAUCAGCAGAACCUACAGAGUAUGUAUUUAUUUAA
Messenger RNA from Rotaria sp. Silwood1, 606 nucleotides. The record is from the annotation of a GenBank genome assembly. NCBI's taxonomy places the organism in Eukaryota, Metazoa, Rotifera, Eurotatoria, Philodinida, Philodinidae.